Messenger RNA from Adineta steineri, 756 nucleotides. Lineage: Eukaryota; Metazoa; Rotifera; Eurotatoria; Adinetida; Adinetidae. The record is from the annotation of a GenBank genome assembly.
AUGUAUGACAAUUAUUUUAUUCAGAAUAUUUUCAAUGAUAUUCAUAUAUUUAUAGCUGACUAUGUAAAAAUAUUGAAGAUAAUCAAUGAGAAUUCUUCGAAUAUAUUAACAGUAAAAUUAAAUGACGAAGAUUUUUUUUUACCAGCUACAUUCAAUAAUAUUUCUCAACGAGCGGAUACAUUAAGAUAUCAUUUGCAACGACAAAUAAAAAUUCUUGCACAAAAAAGACGAAGUAAUAUUUCGAAAGGCAUUGAUGAUGAUAUUAAUAAUCAAAAACAAAUCUUUACAUUGGAUAAUAAUUUGAAAAUCGAAUUAGAUCAAUUACAGAAUGAAAUAGUAAAUAAAAAUAUAAGUUCGAUGAUACGAUAUAUACAAGUAAUACUUGAUUCAUUUGAACUAUAUAAUGAUAUUUAUUUUCUUAAUAAAACAUUUCGUCUAUUACCUAUCUUACAAAAUAUACAAAAACAAUUAUGUUGUAUUUCGAUAAAUAUUCAGAAAAUACUUGAUAAAAACUCGUUUGGUAUUAAACAACAUUUAAGAAAUGUACAAGAUAAAUUAAAUGCUUAUAACAAUGAGAUGAAAAAUAAAUUAGAUAAAUAUAUUUCACGUGAUAUUCGACCACCAAUGCUUGUUAUACCUUGUCCAACAAAUAAUUCUUCUCGUGAAUUCUUUACUAAAAUUAAUUCAUCAAAUGUGAUUGAUCAUGAUCUUAUUCAAACUACAAGUGUUAGUAGUGAAGAUUCAUUAUUAGAAUAA